This is a messenger RNA of Dipodomys spectabilis (banner-tailed kangaroo rat), 552 nucleotides long. RefSeq names its product LYR motif containing 2 (gene Lyrm2). The coding region runs from base 38 to 301 and encodes 87 amino acids. Gene Ontology annotation, cellular component: mitochondrion. NCBI's taxonomy places the organism in Eukaryota, Metazoa, Chordata, Mammalia, Rodentia, Heteromyidae. The record is from RefSeq and is a predicted model, not a curated record. The transcript has 3 exons.
UGCGCAUUAGCGUUUGGAGCCCUCCGUGGGGGAGAUCAUGGCCGCUUCCCGUUUGCCGCCAGCUACGCUAACUCUAAAGCAGUUCAUGAGAAGGCAACAGGUUCUCCACCUCUACAGAAGGAUUUUGCAAGCAAUUCGACAGGUUCCAAAUGAUUCUGAUCGCAAAUACCUGAAGGACUGGGCAAGGGAAGAAUUUAAAAGGAACAAAGGUGCUACCGAAGAGGAUACCAUCCGCAUGAUGAUUACUCAAGGCAAUAUACAGCUAAAGGAGUUAGAGAAGACACUUGCUUUAGCAAAAUGAUAAUUAUACCGUAUCUGAAGUAUUUUCAAAUCUCUACUUUUGAUAGUUCAAAGUCAGUCAAAUGGCCAGGUAUCUAGCACAUAAAAAGAAGAUCACAAUCAUCAGGGAAAGGCAAAAGCCAAGAGAACAUUUAUUUCACUUACACUACAAUAGAGUCUGUGAAUAAAAAUGAAAUAAGUGUUGGUGAACAUAUAGAGAAUUUGGAACCCUAAUAUUGCUGAUGGAAACAAAAUAACUUCAGGCACUAUGAA